AUGGCAUCUAAGCCCCCCGUUCGGACGCCUAUAUCCUGCACAUUUUGUCGUCAGAAAAAAUUAAGAUGUGACCGUCUCCAGCCUUGUAGUAGCUGUACCAAGCGUGGGUUAGGAUGCGUAUAUGCUCACCCUCCCUCAGCAGCUCCGCGGAGGAAUGGACCUGCUCAGCCCCGGCAGUUGACCCAACGGAUCCGCCAACUGGAGGAUCUAGUGGUAGCAUUGCAAAAGGGCGAAACCCCUCAAACGGUAGAGACCCCAGUUCACCUGGCGCAUAAGAGCGAUUCUUCCCUGGCUGCUAGCCCAGAAACAGUGACCAACUCCUUUGGUAGCCUGCGGGUCGGUCAGACGGGGAUGACUUAUGUCUCAGGGGCUCAUUGGACCGCACUGCAAGACAGUAUUGCCGAGCUCAAAGAGUGCGUCGAGUUAGGGCCAUCAUAUCUGCCUUCCCGGUGUGAUAACGGGUCCGCCCUUCUCCGAGGGGUGUCUCCGCCCGGCGGGAUAGCGGAGGUCCUGAGUCACCUCCCGCUAAGACCGACUGUAGAUCGGCUGGUGUCACGAUUUUUCAGCUCUAUGGAGCCGGGUUAUGACCAAUUCUGGACUCAUCCACAAGAUGUCAAUCUGGCAUGGUUGAGUAUUCUCUUCAGUAUCAUGUGUUUGGCAAUCCACCAUCACCAGCUCACUGAGGGCCGCAGACCAGACCCGAUCGGCGACACCCACGGGCUGUGUGAUGAUUUUCGGCAACAAGCUGCCUAUUGCCUCAUUGAUAACAAGUAUACAGCUCCAACGAAAUAUACCAUAGAGGCACUAAUGUUCUACGCGCAAACGGAGUAUUUUCGGGGCGAAGAGUUUCAUCACGAGGUCUGGUUGUUAAUGGGAAUGAUCAACCGCCUGGCCAUGCGGGCUGGCCUUCAUCGGGACGGUUCCCGCUAUCCAGAGCUCUCUUGUUUUGCAGCCGAAAUGCGAAGACGUAUAUGGACGCUCAUGUCCCAACUGGAUGCACUCAUUUCGUUCCAGUUGGGUUUGCCCCGAAUGAUCUAUGACGGGUUGGCAGAUACACAACCGCCACACAAUCUCCUAGACGAGGACUUCUCUGAGGACUCGAAGAGCUUGCCACCAGCCCGUCCUGACACAGCAUUUACCCCGGUGGCUUAUUUGAUUGCGAAAGGUCGACUCUCCAGGGUAUUUGGUCUCGUGAUUGACCAUGCUGCAUCCACCGCGCCUAUCCCGUCCGCACUGAUUUAUCAACUCGACAAGCAACUAAAUGAGUCCUAUGCCGCAGUCCCAGUAUGUCUCCAAUUCCGCAGCGUAUCUGAGUCUGUUACGACAUCGCCACGUCUCAUCAUGCUGCGCUAUAACCUGGAAAUCCUCUAUCAGAAGACGCGGUGCAUCUUACAUCGCAAGUCCCUCUGCGAAGGCCGCUCAGAUGUUCGGUAUGCAGAGUCUCGACGUAUCUGUCUUGACGCAGCAGUGAAUAUUCUGCAGCAUCAAGCGACUAUUGAUGGUCAGGUUCAAGCAGGAGGAGUGCUAGCGCAAUGUCGCUGGUUUGUGACUUCCUUGGCCACGAAUGAUUUCAUGCUGGCGGCGAUGGUGGUAUGCCUGGAGCUCCACAAUCUCGAGCGGGAAAGUGCACAAGGCGGGCAGGCUGGAACGCCGAGAAAGGAUGAUCUGCUUCUUGCCCUCCAAACUUCGCAGCGGAUCUGGUCACAAUAUAAGGAUGAGUCGGCGGAGGCCUGGCAAGCCUGGCAGUCAACUAGUAUCAUGCUGAGGAAGCUGGAUGCCCCUGUGCUUUGCAGAGUAUCCCCAUCAGAUAGCAGCAACGGUGGCGGGAAUACCAAUGGCCACAGCACCACUUCCAGUAAGAUCAAUAUCUAUUCCCUAUCUGGCCUUUUCUGA
This is a messenger RNA of Aspergillus eucalypticola CBS 122712, 1893 nucleotides long. Its product is annotated as Zn(II)2Cys6 transcription factor. Bases 1 to 1893 code for a protein of 630 amino acids. NCBI's taxonomy places the organism in Eukaryota, Fungi, Ascomycota, Eurotiomycetes, Eurotiales, Aspergillaceae. Gene Ontology annotation, biological process: regulation of DNA-templated transcription; DNA-templated transcription. The record is from RefSeq and is a predicted model, not a curated record. The transcript has 4 exons. Gene Ontology annotation, cellular component: nucleus. Gene Ontology annotation, molecular function: DNA binding; zinc ion binding; DNA-binding transcription factor activity, RNA polymerase II-specific.